Rubroshorea leprosula is the source of this 731-nucleotide messenger RNA. NCBI's taxonomy places the organism in Eukaryota, Viridiplantae, Streptophyta, Magnoliopsida, Malvales, Dipterocarpaceae. The record is from the annotation of a GenBank genome assembly.
AACGCAUGAAAGGAAACAGUUGACAAGAGACUCAGCUAACAGAGCUAAUCAAGGAAUAAAGAAAGCAGUUAAUCAAUCCCAUGAGCACAGAUUAAGGGAAGACCAAUGCUUCCAUUAAUUAGGAGUGCCCAACUAAUGCAUCACCUUGAAGGAGGAGCAACAAAAAAAUACAUCACAAAGGAGAGCAAGGAAGAGCCAAAUCCAAACUUUGAUAUAUGGCUAAAUAAUGAUGGAUUAUUGACUAGUUGGUUACUUGGGACAAUGAAUGAGGAGGCAUUGAGUCUGGUCGUUGGAUGUGAUACAGCAUCUCAAAUCUGGAAAUGUCUUGAAGAGCACUAUCUAGGUUUAACCAAAGAACACGAGUUGCAUCUCAUAGGGCAGUUAGCAAUAAAAAAGGGAGACAAUGAACCAAUUGAAAGCUUCAUUAGGAAAUUCAAAGGGAUCUGUGAUAGGCUUGUUGCAAUCUGCAAGCCUCUCAAUGACUUAGACAAGGUGUUUCAAUUAUCUAGAGUUGUUGCAACCAGAUAUCAACCGUACAACCUUGCAAUUUUAUCAAAGGCACCAUAUCCCACCUUCAACCUGUACACUACAGGAUUGCAAAAUAAUGAAAGGGACUUACAAGCAGCAGAACAAGAAAGCAAGGACAAGGAACCAGCAUACUCUCGAGUGUUUGUGGCACAAAGCGGGAGAAGCAAUUGAGGCAGAGGAUACAAUAACAGACACUUUAAUUC